This is a messenger RNA of Rhizopus microsporus ATCC 52813, 1340 nucleotides long. RefSeq names its product Aldo/keto reductase. Gene Ontology annotation, cellular component: cytosol. Gene Ontology annotation, molecular function: aldose reductase (NADPH) activity. Bases 39 to 977 code for a protein of 312 amino acids. NCBI's taxonomy places the organism in Eukaryota, Fungi, Mucoromycota, Mucoromycetes, Mucorales, Rhizopodaceae. The record is from RefSeq and is a predicted model, not a curated record. The transcript is spliced from 6 exons.
UUUUUUUUUUUUCUUAUUAACUCGCUUCAUUUAAAAAGAUGGCCCUUAACAGAAAAUUGACUUUAUAUACCGGUGCUGAAGUUCCUCAGAUCGGCCUUGGUACCUGGCUUUCUAAGCCUAAUGAAGUAAGAGAUGCAGUAAAAUAUGCUCUUGAAAUUGGUUAUCGUCAUUUGGAUUGUGCAUAUUGUUACUGUAAUGAGGACGAAGUGGGUCAAGGCAUUCGUGAAUCAGGCGUACCCCGUGAAGAGAUCUUUAUUACAUCCAAGUUGUGGAACACACACCAUCGUAAAGAAUAUGUGAAGGCCAACGUACGCGCAAGCCUUAAAGCUUUAGGCGUUGAUUACCUUGAUCUUUAUUUGGUUCAUUGGCCAGUUUCAUUUGUUAACCCUGGUGCUCCAGAAGCUACGCCAGCUGUCCCUAAUAUGGAUUACAUAAUUCCCAAAAAGGAUGGUAAAGUCCCAAUAGAUCAUGUAGAUGAUGAGGAAACAUGGAGAGCUAUGGAAGAACUUGUAGAAGAAGGCCUUGUUAAGGCAAUUGGCCUUUCAAACUAUAAUAUCGAAAAGACCAAAAAGAUACUGAGCUUUUGUAAGAUAAAGCCAGCAAUGAACCAAAUCGAGCUUCAUCCUGCUCUUCAACAGCCCGAAUUGGUCAAGUUCUGCCAAGAUAACGGUAUUGCCGUUACAGCUUAUUCUCCUCUUGGAAACAAUGUCUAUGGUGAAAAGCGCAUUGUGGACGAUCCCAUUAUUGUGUCUGUUGCCAAAAAAUUAAACAAGUCUCCAGCUCAGGUCUGUAUCUCUUUUGCUGCGCAAAGGGGUGUUAUUGUCAUCCCCAAGAGCGUCACACCUAGUCGAAUUAAAGAAAACUUUCAAGACUUCGUUCUACCUCAGGAGGACUUUGAUGCAAUUGCUUCCUUGGGUUCUCGAAACAUUCGUUAUAAUGAUCCUGGUAUCAGAGACUGGCAUGUUGAUAUUUUUUAAUGUUGUAUGCAAAGGACCAAGAAAGAUUCAUAAUAAUAAAAUGGAAAAUAGUAUAUCAUUGAAAGGAGUUUAAUAGAUCAGUCCAUACAUUGUUGUAAUUAUACAAGGGUAUGUGCAACUCCUUUGGCAACUAAUUUAAGGGUUUGCCAACUACAAAGUGGAAUAUCUUCCAGGGCGAUUCACAGAGCCUCAUUGCAAGAACGUUUUACCGUUAGCUUAAAGUUCUAAUUUAUCUGCAAAUUUAAAGCUAAAUUAGACUGCUUUGCUUAUAUAUAGUGUUAUCAUCAGCUGCAUAUUAAUAGAUGCUUUAAGGCAGACAUGAAAGCAUACAAUCCUUUUUUUUUUCCUAUAAAACGAGUGAAU